Messenger RNA from Penicillium argentinense, 663 nucleotides. RefSeq names its product putative 2-hydroxychromene-2-carboxylate isomerase. Gene Ontology annotation, biological process: glutathione metabolic process. Lineage: Eukaryota; Fungi; Ascomycota; Eurotiomycetes; Eurotiales; Aspergillaceae. The coding region runs from base 1 to 663 and encodes 220 amino acids. The transcript has 4 exons. The record is from RefSeq and is a predicted model, not a curated record. Gene Ontology annotation, cellular component: mitochondrion; peroxisome. Gene Ontology annotation, molecular function: glutathione peroxidase activity; glutathione transferase activity.
AUGGCAGUCCCACAGAUCACUCUCUACGUGGAUAUCGUCAGCCCCUUUGCAUACAUCGCAUUCCACGUGCUCAAGAACUCGCCCACCUUUGCGAAAUGCAACAUCAACUAUGUUCCCAUUUUCCUUGGGGGAUUGAUGCAUGAGUGUAAUAAUACGCCGCCGAUUAAUAUCAAGAACAAGGAUAAGUGGAUGGGUCUUGAGCGGAUGCGCUGGGCGAAGUACUUCAAUGUUCCGAUGACAGAGAAGCUCCCCGAGGGAUUCCCUCCGAAGACUCUCGCGAUCCAGCGAGCACUUUGUACGAUUUCUCAGAAAUGGCCUGAAAAGCUGCCCGCCGUGAUCGAGGCGCUUUAUCGCUCUUUCUGGGUUGAUGAGAAUCCUCGUAUCGGUGACCUUGAGGGAUUUGCACCUGUGCUUGAACGUGUUCUUGGGAAACAGGCUGCUCAGGAGACAUUAUCGGCUAUGAGCCAGCCGGAAAUUAAAGCUCUGUUGUCUGCCAAUACAAAUCGAUCUUUCAAAGAGGGCGCAUUUGGUCUUCCGUGGUUCCAGUGCACUGAUGCCAGUGGCAAGACUGAGGGCUUCUGGGGUGUUGAUCAUCUCGGAGUAGUGGCUGACUUUUUGGGAUUGGAUCGCAGUCGGGAUUCGGGUUUCAGGGCUGUUCUCUGA